UCGCGAGGCUUGUGGUUUAACACUCGCUUCCCGCCGGAGUCCACAGAGCAAGCUAGUUCCUCCGCUGCUGUUGUUAAUGAAAGAAAAUUCUAAUCCACAGAUAAGCCUUAUCUCCUGAUAGCUCACCUCCAGGAGAUACUACGAGCACUGCCCUACAGAGUGUAAAGUAAAGAAACAGUUGCACAUCGACCUUUCCGCGGCGCACAUCAUCAUUCCCAUACGAAGUAAACUGAAGUUCUACGCCAUGGUGAAUGUGAGGAUGAUGAUGGUGAUGGCCGUUGUGGUGAGCGUGGCGCUGGUUCUCCCCGCCGUGGCUGGAAGCAUACAAGAGAAUG
Messenger RNA from Penaeus monodon (black tiger shrimp), 335 nucleotides. RefSeq lists its product as uncharacterized. NCBI's taxonomy places the organism in Eukaryota, Metazoa, Arthropoda, Malacostraca, Decapoda, Penaeidae. The record is from RefSeq and is a predicted model, not a curated record.